This is a messenger RNA of Haemonchus placei, 1551 nucleotides long. Lineage: Eukaryota; Metazoa; Nematoda; Chromadorea; Rhabditida; Trichostrongylidae. The record is from the annotation of a GenBank genome assembly.
AUGGUGCUGAUCUCGGCUAGUGUUGUGUCGAAGUCUGGAAAAGCGCUCGUCACCCGAGUUUUCGUCUCGGACAUGACACGAGCUCGUAUGGAGGGUUUGCUUGAUGCCUUUCCCAAGCUCAUAGGCAGCGAUAAGGAUUCAGCCCAACGACAACACACAUUCAUUGAAACCGACAGUGUACGCUACGUCUAUCAUCCUUUGGAUAACCUCUACAUGGUGCUCAUUACAACGAAAACGUCAAAUAUCCUGGAAGAUCUCGAAACGCUGAGACUUUUUUCACGCGUGAUUCCCGAGUAUUGUCGAUCAAAUGAUGAGAAGGAAAUUCUUGCGCACGACUUCGAUCUAAUCUUUGCCUUUGAUGAAGUUGUUACGCUCGGCUACAGGGAGAAUGUAAACUUGGCUCAGAUCCGAACAUUUACUGAGAUGGACUCCCAUGAAGAGCGUGUAUUCCUUCAAAUCAAGGAGGCUCAAGAACGUGCUGCGAAGCAGGCAAUGGCAGAAAAGGCGAAAGAAUUUAAACGGAUGCAAAAGGAAGCUCUCAGCAAGGGCCUUAAACCAACUGCAAAUUUCACCGCAUCGGCUACCGGAAUUUCAUCGUCAUCGACGCCAUUGACUGCUGUACAAGAACCUGUUGCACCCAGACAGUCUGCUCCUACAUCAAGAGCCGGUGGAGGCAAGGCUUUGAAACUUGGAGCGAAGUCCAAGGAUGAAGAUGUCUUCCUGCAACAACUUCGUCAAGAAGGACAAACCAUUGCACCGGUCGAAAAGGCUUCGCGCGAUCACGGCGGAGUAUCAGCAGUUGCUCCUCCAAUAUCUAACGUGAAACGUGAAGCGGUUCAUGUUCGCACCGAGGAAAAGAUGGUAGCCACAGUGAGCCGGGAUGGAGGUUUACAAGGAGUGGAGAUUCUUGGAGUGGUAUCGCUGUCGGUAUCUUCUCCCGAGUACAAUACGGUCUCUGUUCAGAUGCAUAAUAAAGCCCCGGCAGGAGUCCAGUUGCAGGUUCAUCCCAAUCUUGACAAAAAGGAAUGGCAGGCUUCUCACAUGCUCAAGUUGAAAUCGGCUGGUAAACCGUUCCCGGUCAACAAUGACGUCGGUGUGCUCAAAUGGAAAAUGGUGCUCACUGAAGAAGAACAGCUCCCUCUUGCACUGAACUGCUGGCCUCAAGAAUCUGCUGAUGGGUGUCAGGUGAACAUCGAGUAUACAUUGCAAAGAGAAGAUCUUUCAUUGGAAAAUGUGGUCAUCACAGUUCCUUUGCCCGCUGCUACGGUUCCUGUAGUCUCCGAAUGUGAGGGCUCCUACGACUAUCAGAAAAGCCGCAACCAGCUUGUUUGGACAAUGCCGGUCAUUGACAGCACUAAUUCGACUGGAACCUUGGAGUUCAGCGUGCCGAAUGGUCACGCAGACCACUUCUUCCCGGUUCAUGUCCGUUUCCACACCGAAAAAUUAUACUGCGAUAUUGGGGUGGAAGGAGUUCAAACGAAUGAUGGCAAUACUGCAGUACCAUUUUCUGUCGAGACUCGCUUGGUGACUGAAAAGUACGAGGUAGUAUGA